Molecule: messenger RNA, 767 nt
Organism: Zymoseptoria tritici IPO323
Lineage: Eukaryota; Fungi; Ascomycota; Dothideomycetes; Mycosphaerellales; Mycosphaerellaceae
Exons: 1
Coding region: 15-767 (250 amino acids)
Cellular component (GO): precatalytic spliceosome
Source: RefSeq, a predicted model, not a curated record
CCUGAUCACCCACCAUGGCGCAUCAGGCGGACGCAAAACGUGCGUUGGAUGAGCGCGGAUACUCCGGUACACUCAUCCGCGGCGACAAUCCGCUCAAGCUCUUCGAGAAGCCAGUCCGCGACCGCAUCGUCGACUCCUACUAUUGGAAAGAGCAAUGUUUCGGACUGAAUGCUGCCACUGUGCUUGAUCGCGCAGUCGAGCUCACAUUCCUUGGUGGAACAUACGGUGUCGCGCAGAAACCCACGCCUUUCCUUUGCCUGGCCUUCAAGCUACUCCAGCUCACACCGGAGAAGGAGAUCAUUAUGUACUACCUUGAGCAGGCUGGAGAGGAGUUCAAGUACUUGCGAGCAUUGGCAGCAUUCUACGUUCGCAUGGCAUGGGAGAAAGAUGAGGAUGUCUACACGACGCUCGAACCGUAUCUGGCGGACUUCAGGAAGCUGAAGCGAAGGACGCGAGAGGGCUGGGCCCUGACACAUGUGGAUCAGUUCAUUGACGAUCUGCUCGUGAAGAGUCGGGUGUGCGCGACGACACUGCCUAAGAUCAACCCGAGGACUUUUCUGGAAGAUGAGGAUAGGCUGGAGCCGAGGGAGAGUGCGCUGGGAGAGGAAUUGGAAGAGCUGGAUCGAACCGAUGAUGAAGACGAUGGCAGCGGGAGCGAUGGAGAGGUCGAGGAGAUCUCCCAGAAUGGACAUACGAAUGGCCAUAGUCGGAGGUCAUCGAAUAGAUCUCGACCGAGGAGUGAGGGUGAGAUGAGCGACGCAGACUGA